CACGGCACGAGAGCUUUCGUUUCGCUAGGACGCAUUACCAAUCCACACAACCUGACAAUACUGCCACCAGCUGCCUCUCGCCACCACUCCAUCGAUUCAAUUCUCGCGGAAAAGGCCUCCUCAACCACCACCCCGGGGGCGGGACCGACGAGGUGGUCUCCGCGAUGCUCCCGUCGCGGCGCCUCCUGCAGCAGAACACCGGCAACCCCGGCCGCAUCCCGGGCAUCCCCGCGGCCGACCCCCCCGCAGGCGUCAGCUCCGAUGUCGUUGUCAUCCUCGCCGCGCUCCUCUGCGCGCUCAUCUGCGUCGUCGGCCUCGCCGCCGUCGCCCGCUGCGCCCGCUCCCGCCGCAACUCCACCACUGGCGACAACGCCUCCUACCCGUCCGAAAGCCCGGCCCACGCCGCGGCGGGCUCGGGCGGCGGGACGCACGGCGGCUCUACCGCCAGCGUGACGACGACAACGACGACGACGAGCACCGCCAGCAGCAAGGGGCUGAAGAAGAAGGCGCUCAAGGCGCUGCCGAAGCUGGCGUACGCGGACGCGGUGGCCGCGGCGGCGGCGGCCAGGGGCGCCCUCCCCGCGGCGGGGGACGACGACGACGACGACGAAGAGGGGAGGAAGAAGAAGGCGGAGGAGAUCCUGUCCGAGUGCGCCAUCUGCCUGUCGGAAUUCGGCGAGCGGGAGGAGGUGCGCGUGAUGCCGCAGUGCGGCCACGGCUUCCACGUCGCCUGCGUCGACGCCUGGCUCCGAUCCAACUCGUCCUGCCCCUCCUGCCGCCGCCCCAUCGUGCUCCACGACCCCACGCCGCCGCCCAAGCGCUGCCGCAAGUGCGAGGACAUCAUCCUCGACGCCGUCGUCGCCGCCUCCGCCUCGUCCUCCUCGUCAUCCGCCGUCGUCAGCAGCCACCGCGGCCACCACGGCGGCCACGGCGGCGGGGGAUUCUUGCCGUAGUGGUGGUGGUAGCAGAGAGGCCGCGUGUGUCGCUGGCAGGUGGGGCCAGGUCGGUGCGAGUAGUUGAGCUGCUCCUUUCUGCCGCUGGCUCACAUGUCAGUAGUACUGCUGCAGUAAAGAAAUGGAACGCGGAAUAAUUUAGAGCUGCGAAAUGAAGUGUCAUUCUUUUCUGCACCUUUUCUUUUUUGGGUCCUGCACUUCUGCUCCAAUCUCUGUGGACGUGGGGGACAUGACAGCUUGUUGUAAAAACAUUUUGUACAAAGCGUGGCCUUGUGUAAAAGCUUAUUUGUACUUCCAUAGUGCCAUUACUAGUGCAUAGUUUGCUCACAAGAGGUAAAACAAUAUUUUAGAUGUGCGGCCUGGUCAAAUGAGAGCAAAAAGAAAUGGAUGUAU
This is a messenger RNA of Brachypodium distachyon (stiff brome), 1346 nucleotides long. Its product is annotated as probable E3 ubiquitin-protein ligase ATL45. The transcript has a single exon. Bases 165 to 953 code for a protein of 262 amino acids. NCBI's taxonomy places the organism in Eukaryota, Viridiplantae, Streptophyta, Magnoliopsida, Poales, Poaceae. The record is from RefSeq and is a predicted model, not a curated record.